GUAUACAACCAGGCUUUCAGACGUGAGCGCUGGAAGAAGUGGGUGGAUAGCUCUUGACACUUUUCUGUGUCUAAUUUAUCGCUUUACAAUUAUAUUUUUUUGCCUUCGCAGUAAACAUUUUCUAUCGAGUGAGUAGUGGCAGUCUUUUAUUGAGGAACUUUCUGAUAGAGUCAGAUUCUCAAGUUAGGUCAAGAUGGCCCAGUGGAACCAGUUGCAGCAGCUAGAGACCAGGUAUCUGGAGCAGCUCUACCACCUAUACAGUGACAGCUUCCCUAUGGAACUGCGGCAGUUCCUCGCACCCUGGAUCGAAAGCCAGGACUGGGCUUACGCUGCCAACAAGGAGUCGCACGCCACCCUGGUGUUCCACAACCUCCUGGGUGAGAUAGACCAGCAGUACAGCCGCUUCCUGCAGGAGAACAAUGUCCUAUACCAGCACAACCUGCGCCGCAUCAAGCAGCACCUGCAGAGCAAGUACUUGGAAAAGCCUAUGGAGAUCGCCCGCAUCGUCGCCCGCUGCUUGUGGGAGGAGCAACGCCUGCUGCAGACCGCCACCGCAGCCGCGCAGGACGGACAGGCCGCCCACCCUACAGGUACCGUGGUGACAGAGAAGCAGCAGAUUCUGGAGCACAACCUUCAAGACAUCAGGAAACGAGUGCAGGACAUGGAACAGAAGAUGAAGAUGCUGGAGAACCUGCAGGACGACUUUGAUUUCAACUACAAGACACUGAAAAGCCAAGGAGAGUUAUCCCAAGACCUGAACGGCAACAGCCAAGCGGCCGCCACCAGGCAACGUAUGGCUCAGCUGGAGCAGAUGCUGAGCACGUUGGACCAGCUCAGGAGGCAAAUUGUGACAGAAAUGGGAGGCUUACUGACCGCCAUGGAUUACGUACAGAAGAACCUGACAGAUGAAGAACUGGCCGACUGGAAGCGACGGCAGCAAAUUGCCUGCAUCGGGGGUCCGCCUAAUAUCUGUCUAGACCGCCUGGAGACAUGGAUCACGUCCUUGGCCGAGUCCCAACUCCAGAUCCGUCAACAGAUCAAGAAGCUGGAGGAACUCCAGCAGAAAGUGUCCUACAAAGGGGACCCCAUUGUCCAGCACCGGCCUGCCUUGGAGGAGAAGAUAGUGGACUUGUUUCGUAACCUCAUGAAGAGUGCAUUUGUGGUGGAAAGACAACCGUGUAUGCCCAUGCACCCGGACAGACCGCUGGUUAUCAAAACAGGCGUGCAGUUCACAAAUAAAGUCCGGCUACUUGUGAAAUUCCCUGAACUAAAUUACCAGCUGAAAAUCAAAGUUUGCAUUGACAAGGAGUCUGGAGAUGUGGCAGCAAUCAGAGGGUCACGAAAGUUCAACAUCCUGGGCACCAACACCAAAGUCAUGAACAUGGAGGAGUCCAACAACGGCAGCCUGUCGGCGGAGUUUAAACACUUGACCCUGAGAGAGCAGCGGUGCGGGAACGGCGGACGCACCAACAGUGACGCAUCUCUUAUUGUCACCGAGGAGCUCCAUCUCAUCACUUUUGAAACAGAAGUUUAUCAUCAGGGCUUGAAGAUUGACCUGGAGACGCAUUCACUGCCCGUGGUGGUCAUUUCCAACAUCUGUCAGAUGCCCAACGCCUGGGCCUCCAUCCUGUGGUACAACAUGCUCACCGAUCAGCCUAAGAAUGUGAACUUUUUCACCAAGCCCCCCGUGGGGACGUGGGACCAGGUGGCAGAAGUGCUCAGUUGGCAGUUCUCGUCCACCACCAAGAGGGGGCUGACCAUCGAACAGCUUACCACACUGGCUGAGAAACUGCUAGGGCCGUCUGUCAACUAUUCCGGCUGUCAGUUCACCUGGGCCAAGUUCUGCAAGGAAAACAUGGCUGGCAAAGGCUUUUCAUUCUGGGUGUGGCUGGACAACAUUAUUGAUCUGGUCAAGAAAUAUAUCCUGGCGCUGUGGAACGAGGGGUAUAUUAUGGGCUUCAUCAGCAAAGAGCGAGAGAGAGCCAUUCUCAGCCCGAAACCGCCAGGCACCUUUCUUCUGCGUUUCAGCGAGAGCAGCAAGGAGGGCGGCAUCACGUUUACGUGGGUGGAAAAAGACAUCAGCGGGAAAACUCAAAUCCAGUCUGUGGAGCCGUACACCAAACAGCAGCUCAACAGCAUGUCAUUCGCCGACAUCAUCAUGGGCUACAAAAUCAUGGACGCCACCAACAUCCUGGUUUCACCCCUGGUGUAUCUCUACCCUGAAAUCCCCAAGGAGGAAGCUUUCGGGAAGUACUGCAGACCCGAGGCGGCUCCUGAACCAGAGAUGCCGGGAGACUCCACAAGCACGAUUCAACCGUACUUGAAGACAAAGUUCAUCUGCGUUACCCCGUGUCCCUCCGUGUUCAUGGACUUUCCGGACAGUGAGCUGCUUGGGAACGGAUUCCCAGGAACAAACUCUGGGAACACCAGCGACCUUUACUCGCUCUCGCUCUCUCCGCGCACUCUGGACUCGCUGAUGCCCAACGAAGCCGAGGCUAAUCCGGGACAUCUGGAAUCCCUCACUCUGGACAUGGACGUGGCGUCUCCAAUGUGAGGACGUCCUUCGAGAUGAACUUGAAAGAUGAUUGACACUCUGACAUGUGACUUUCACCUUCACAAGGUCUAAUUAUUCUCAUAUGUAUGUCCACUUUUUAAUGAAUACCAGGAGCUCUGUGGUUAUCGUCGCCACUUUCUACAUAAAAUUCAGUACUUGUUAUUUUUCCUGGGAAAAUCAUCAGCUUUUUAUGACAGAAUGUGUGUGUGUGUGUGUGUUUUUCUUCGGUUGUUGUCCUAUAAGCUAUGAACUGCUUUUUUUUUGUGUUACACAUUUUUAAUCCUUGCCAAAUAGAAUAAUACACUUGUAUAGUGAAGCGCUAUAAAACACAUGUAAAUAUUUUAUUCAUAUCACUGUUUUGUGCUUGUUUUAGUACAAAAAUGAACCUGUAGCGUUCUAAUUACUGUGACAACCUGUCUAUUCAUAGUAUGUGUAUGGCCUGAAUUCACUCGAAAAAUCAUUGAAAAAAUGAUUUUUUUUUUUACAUUGAAUUUAUUUGGGAGUAGAAGAGGCACUGCCAUGUUUGAAAAUUGUUUUCUGUACAAAAGAAAAAUGCUGUAACUAUUCAUUAUUUUUAGGCAAUAAAAACAAAUUCACCCCGAAA
Molecule: messenger RNA, 3158 nt
Organism: Doryrhamphus excisus (bluestripe pipefish)
Lineage: Eukaryota; Metazoa; Chordata; Actinopteri; Syngnathiformes; Syngnathidae
Gene: stat3
Product: signal transducer and activator of transcription 3 (acute-phase response factor)
Biological process (GO): signal transduction; regulation of DNA-templated transcription
Molecular function (GO): DNA binding; DNA-binding transcription factor activity
Source: RefSeq, a predicted model, not a curated record